CGUCGGCCCUGCACCACUCCCCUUGUCCGGGUUUCAAUUUGCUUGUGAUGCGCGGUGCCAAGAUCUUGAAACGACGACACACACGCAAGCACAACUCGCAUCUCGACCUAAUAACGCCUGGACCACGACAGCCUCGCCCCGUAAAUGAGGGAGACCCUGAUGACGGAGGUUAGACGCCGGUCAUCCGUGCUGAUAGAGACCUAACCGCCUGCUUCCACACGACGCCCGCCGUCGUGUACUCGAUUCCAACAUGGCGAUUGCUCGCCCUGUACGGGCGCUGGGGUUAGCGGCCGUGUUUAUGUGGUGCUUUUUCAUAUGGCAGAUCUUCAAGCCGACAGGUCGCCCAGUCAUGCCGGGCGGCAGUGGCUUAUCGUCGACUGAGAAAGACCCCAACUUAGAUCCUACCGGCGAGCCGGAGGGCAUUCUCACAUACGCGUCCGACAAAUAUGCGCCUGGUCCCGCUGGCACCGCGCGUAUUAACGCCACGCUGUUGGCCCUAGUACGGAACGAGGAGUUGGACGGCAUGCUGCAGUCGAUGCGAGACCUCGAGCGGACAUGGAACCACAAGUUCAACUACCCUUGGACGUUCUUCAACGACGUUCCUUUCACGGAAGAGUUCAAGAAGAAGACGCGCGCAGAAACGAAAGCCGAGUGCAGAUACGAACUAAUCCCCAAGGAGCACUGGGAGGUGCCGUCAUGGAUCAACAACGACCUAUACAUCGAGUCGACCAAAAUUCUCAAGGAGCAGGAUGUGCAGUACGCCGACAUGGUAUCGUACCACCAGAUGUGCCGCUGGAACAGCGGCAUGUUCUAUAAGCACGAAGCACUGGCCGACAUGCAGUACUACUGGCGCGUCGAGCCCAAGGUGCACUUCUUCUGCGACGUCGACUAUGACGUCUUCCGCUACAUGCAGGACAACAACAAGACGUAUGGCUUCACCAUCAACCUGUACGACGCGCCGCAGACCAUCCCGACGCUCUGGCCCGAGACGCUCAAGUUUAUCGCCGAGCACCCCGAGUACGUCCACGAGAACAACGCCAUGAAGUGGCUGACCGACAGCAAACGCCGCCCGGACCACAACACCAAGGCGAACGGCUACUCGACCUGCCACUUCUGGAGCAACUUUGAGAUUGCCGAUAUGAACUUCUGGCGUAGCAAGGCGUACGAGGACUAUUUCAACCACCUCGACAGGGCUGGCGGCUUCUUCUAUGAGCGCUGGGGCGACGCUCCUGUCCACAGCAUCGCUCUGGGUCUGUUUGAGGACUCGAAUCGCAUUCACUGGUUCCGUGACAUUGGGUACCAGCAUAUCCCCUUCUUCAACUGCCCCAAUUCGCCCAAAUGCAAGGGCUGCGUCACCGGCCGCUUCACCGAUGGCGAGGCCUGGUUACAUCGGGAAGACUGUCGGCCCAACUGGUUCAAGUUCGUGGGCAUGGGCUAAAACAAUUCCAACUGACUCAUUUCCACCUCCUUAUUUCUAUUUCCUCUGAGUUGGGAGAACGAGGCCGUCCCUUAGAACGUUGCGUGUGUUGAUGUGGGCAGGUGGGCAGGGUCUUGGACUAUCACAGCAUAUGGGAAAGGUUUGGCGCAACCGGCGGUUUCAAUUUCCCCAUAAACGAAUGACUCUGGGAGUGGUCAUGGCUUGGUGGGC
Messenger RNA from Chaetomium strumarium, 1648 nucleotides. RefSeq names its product glycosyltransferase family 15 protein. Gene Ontology annotation, cellular component: Golgi apparatus; membrane. The transcript has 4 exons. The record is from RefSeq and is a predicted model, not a curated record. The coding region runs from base 251 to 1438 and encodes 395 amino acids. Gene Ontology annotation, biological process: cell wall mannoprotein biosynthetic process; protein N-linked glycosylation; protein O-linked glycosylation. NCBI's taxonomy places the organism in Eukaryota, Fungi, Ascomycota, Sordariomycetes, Sordariales, Chaetomiaceae. Gene Ontology annotation, molecular function: alpha-1,2-mannosyltransferase activity.